Messenger RNA from Macadamia integrifolia, 1353 nucleotides. Its product is annotated as dihydroceramide fatty acyl 2-hydroxylase FAH1. Gene Ontology annotation, cellular component: membrane; endoplasmic reticulum. The transcript is spliced from 7 exons. The coding region runs from base 231 to 944 and encodes 237 amino acids. The record is from RefSeq and is a predicted model, not a curated record. Gene Ontology annotation, molecular function: fatty acid 2-hydroxylase activity; iron ion binding. Gene Ontology annotation, biological process: fatty acid metabolic process; lipid biosynthetic process. NCBI's taxonomy places the organism in Eukaryota, Viridiplantae, Streptophyta, Magnoliopsida, Proteales, Proteaceae.
CUUCUCUCUCACUGAAAUCCUCCGUCACUCGUUACUUUUUUCUUCUCCCUCCACGUUCAAUUCAACAUUCGAUCCCUGUUCCCUGUUUGAGAGAGAGAGAGAGAGAGAGAGAGAGAGAGAGAGAGAGGCAGAGCCGCCCAGAACGAUCUCUCUCUCUUGGGUUUACACAAAUCCAAAGCAGAAUCUCAGAUCGGACUUGCCUUUUCUCUGUUUCAUAUUAAGGUGCCAAGAUGGUUGCACAGGGCUUUACUGUGGACUUGGACAAACCUCUUGUCUUCCAGGUUGGCCAUCUCGGUGAAUCCUACCAAGAGUGGGUUCAUCAGCCCAUUGUUAGCAGGGAAGGCCCACGCUUUUUUGCAAGUGAAUUCUGGGAGUUCUUGACUCGGACAGUAUGGUGGGCGAUUCCCCUCAUUUGGCUUCCAGUUGUACUUUGGUCCAUCAGCAAAUCGAUCCGGAUGGGCCUUGCACUUCCAAAAGUAGCACUAUUGAUUGCUGUUGGGAUAUUAGUGUGGACAUUACUAGAAUACACUUUGCACCGCUUCCUUUUCCACAUCGAGACAAAAAGCUAUUGGGGAAAUACUAUGCAUUAUCUUCUUCAUGGCUGCCAUCAUAAGCACCCUAUGGAUGGGUUACGUCUUGUUUUUCCUCCUGCUGGAACAGCUAUUCUAUCUGUUGGGUUCUGGAAGCUGCUUGGACUUGCAUCAACUCCUGCUGCUACACCUGCUUUGUUUGGUGGUGGCAUGUUGGGCUAUGUAAUGUAUGACGUCACCCACUACUACCUCCACCAUGGACAUCCAUCUACAGAAAUGCCUCGUCAGCUGAAGAGGUAUCACAUGAACCAUCAUUUCAGGAUUCAAGAUAAGGGCUUUGGGAUAACUUCCUCACUAUGGGACAGGGUCUUCGGAACACUUCCUCCUUCCGAGGCUCCUCAAAAUAAGAGAUAAUUUAAUAGAAACUGCUGAGGAAAAUUGCAAUUGUGUUCUAUGAGGUGUGCCCGUGAGGGGCUUAGCUAUUUGGCUUAUAGUGAAUCGUUGUUGUCAUCUUGUGUUAUUGUUUAUCUAUGUAGUAACAUAGGUCAGUCUUAGCUUAGUUUUCAUCUUUGUAUCCAUUCUUUUAUCUCUCUUGCUAUUUAUCUGUCAUAUCAUUCAUAUUAGUUUUCUCAGAUUUAGAGGUUGGUGCUAUUAGUUUUUGUGGUUUCCUUGACUCCUCCCAUUCGGUUGUGAUUGUGACACAUUCUUUUUCUGGAGGUACUUUGAAAUCUUCCUCUCCAACUCCUCGAUCAUUACAAUCUAAAGAGCUUUCAUGUGUAUAGGUUUUUGACUUGUUGAAUGAAGUUGGUAAUUGCAGGUUUUA